UUGCGCUCAUAAUGCGCAUGUGUAGAACAGUGUGAGCGCAUUAGCGCUGCGUGUUUUCAAACAAGAUGAACGCGCCACCAGCAUUCGAGUCAUUUUUGUUAUUUGAGGGAGAGAAAAAGAUCACGAUAGUUAAGGACACCAAGGUGCCCAAUGCAUGUCUGUUCACACUGAAUAAGGAGGACCACACGCUGGGGAACAUCAUCCGGUCACAACUGCUAAAAGACCCUCAGGUGCUGUUUGCUGGAUAUAAAGUUCCCCACCCACUGGAGCAUAAGAUUGUGAUCCGAGUUCAGACAACACCAGACUACAGUCCUCAAGAAGCCUUCACUAAUGCCAUCACUGACUUGAUCAGUGAGCUCUCCCUGCUGGAAGAAAGAUUCAGGGUUGCCAUCAAAGACAAGCAGGAGGGAAUAGAAUGAAGAAAAGCAACACUGUUGGAUGACAACUGAUACACAAUUGACUGGAUUUCCACCCUUAAAUUCUCUUAAUGGAUUGCAGUGUCUCCUGACCCCUUUCAUUUAUUUAUUUUCUUCAGAAAUUAAGAGGUUGGCUGAGUAGUGCUCAAAUGCUGACAGCAUCAAGUUAUUAACAUGGAGCUUUUGCUGGUACAAUGAAUACGUUUAUAUUCAAAUAUUUCAUAAUUUACUGAUCAAAUUAUGAUAAAAAGUCUUUUCAUAUGUGAUGUAAUAUGAUUUUGUAAUAAAGAAAUAGUUUUUUUAUUAUUA
Molecule: messenger RNA, 725 nt
Organism: Triplophysa dalaica
Lineage: Eukaryota; Metazoa; Chordata; Actinopteri; Cypriniformes; Nemacheilidae
Gene: polr2j
Product: RNA polymerase II subunit J
Exons: 4
Coding region: 66-419 (117 amino acids)
Biological process (GO): transcription by RNA polymerase II
Cellular component (GO): RNA polymerase II, core complex
Molecular function (GO): protein dimerization activity; DNA binding
Source: RefSeq, a predicted model, not a curated record